AUGGAGGAGAACAAGAAGUUGAAGAGUUAUUGUGUAACAGGAGGGACAGGCUUCAUUGGCUCAUGGCUCAUUAAAUCACUCCUUCAAAUGGGCUACAAAGUCCAUGCUGCUGUGCGCCAUCCUGAGAAGUCAUCACAUCUAUUGAAGUUAGCUGAGGGCAGUGAGAUGCUAAGAUUGUUCAAAGCUGAUUUAAGAAAAGAAGGAAGCUUUGAUGAAGCAAUGAGAGGUUGCAUUGGCCUAUUCCAUGUUGCUGCACCCAUGGAAUUCUGCCCACAAGCCACAGAAAACGUUGACAGCUAUGUUGAAGAAAAUAUGAUAGAGCCAGCAAUCGAGGGGACGUUGAAUGUUCUGAAAUCCUGCUUGAAAUCCAAUUCUGUAAAAAAAGUUGUUUUCACAUCAUCAAUCAGUACAAUCACAGCCAGAGACAACUUUGGGAAAUGGAGACCUUUUGUCGAUGAAUCUUGCAAAAUACCUAUCCAACAUGUUAAGAACACGAAACCAAGUGGUUGGGUUUAUGUACUACUAAAGGUUUUGACAGAGGAUGCAGCAUUUCAGUUUGCAAAAGAAAAUGGCAUUGAUUUGGUUUCAACAAUAACACCUACUAUAGCUGGUCCAUUCCUCACUCCAACAGUUCCAUCAAGCAUUCGAGUUCUCUUGUCACCAAUAACAGGUGAUCCUGAACUGUCAGCUAUACUGACAGCUGUGAACACAAGAAUGGGAUCAAUAGCAUUAGCUCAUAUAGAGGAUAUAUGUCGUGCCCACAUAUUCCUCAUGGAGAAUAUUAAAGCAGAAGGACGAUAUAUAUGUUGUGCUCGGAGUUGGGCAAUGUCUGAAGUUAUCGAUCACCUUAAAAAAGAGUAUCCUUACCCUGCUAUAGAGAGGCAAGAUCAUGACGGAGGACAUGAUUCAGUAAUCCCCUCAGAGAUUUCAUCAAAGAAAUUGAGAGCUCUGGGAUUUUCUUUCAAGUAUGAAAUCAAUGAUAUCUAUGUUCUUGGGGUUGGAUUAAAUGGCCCUGUAUAUUUGGCAACACAUUCUUCUGCCAACAAUUAUUCCCAAGCUGUAGCUGUCAAAUCUGCACAAAUUGGAUCGGAUGAGUACUCUGUGCUACGAGAAGAAGGAAAAAUUUUGAACCAAUUAAAAGGUUCGCCUUAUAUCGUUCGAUGUUUUGGGGAAGACGAGAGCGUCGAAUACGCAAAGCGGACGUAUAAUCUCUUGCUUGAAUGCGCCACUAGUGGCACUUUACUAGAUUUCAUACUUUUUAAUGGAAAAAUUUCAGAACAAAUGGCAGCACUCUAUGCUUAUCAACUCUUGAAGGGUAUCGGUCACAUUCAUAAGAAAGGUUAUAUCCACGGGGAUAUAAAAUUGACCAAUAUACUUAUUUAUCCGAACAAUAAGUUGGUAAAAAUUGCUGAUUUUGGAUCUGCCAAAGAAGAAACAAGUUGCAAGCAUCAGAUUUUUGAUAUUUGUUCUGUAGGGUGCGUUGUCGCAAAGAUUCUCACCGGGAAGCCCACGUGGUAUGUGGGACAGAUUAACAAAUAUAAACGUCAGAUAUGUGGUCUUGAUAAGCCUGAUGAAGUGCUUAUAGACACUGAUGUUUCUAACAUGGCUAAAGGUUUUGUGACGGAAUGUUUGUUUUGUGAUUUUACAGGUAGAUUAUUGAGUGUUGAUGAACUAAUUAAUCAUCCUUUUAUUCAGAAUGCAGUUAGUACUCCUGAGAAUGAAGAACACUUGAUUAGACUCUCUAGUACUGUUAAUGAUAAUCUUUUUGGUGAUAAUUGGAUUUCAGAGCGUGAUUUGUUUACUACAACUUCUGAGGAAUGGAAAACCAAAAUAAGGAGAUCAAUCAAUAAUCCAACAAAAGAAAGACACACUUGA
Messenger RNA from Solanum verrucosum, 1875 nucleotides. RefSeq names its product dihydroflavonol 4-reductase-like. Bases 1 to 1875 code for a protein of 624 amino acids. The transcript is spliced from 7 exons. Gene Ontology annotation, molecular function: oxidoreductase activity, acting on the CH-OH group of donors, NAD or NADP as acceptor; ATP binding; protein kinase activity. Gene Ontology annotation, biological process: protein phosphorylation. The record is from RefSeq and is a predicted model, not a curated record. Lineage: Eukaryota; Viridiplantae; Streptophyta; Magnoliopsida; Solanales; Solanaceae.